GAUCCCCAAAACCAUAUCCCCCAAACAAGCCCCACCAUUUUUCCCUUUAUAUUUUGCCCAAAACCAAAACCCAAAAAAAAAAAAAAUUGAAAUCUUUUUGUCUCAUCAGCCAUCACAUUCUUGCAACUGCUUAGCCAUUUUUCUAGAGAGAGAAACACAUACCAGAAAGUAGAGAAAGAAAACAGAAGCAAAUUGAUAGGGAACUGGGCUAUUUGUUGUAUGCUUUCUUGAAAGGAGGAAGGAAAAAAAAACUCAUUCAAUAAGCAGAGACUGAACUGAGGAGAGUCAGAAAAAGGGCUUCCGUUUCUUAGUUUGCCUGCUGUAUGUUUUCUUCAGGUUUCUGGCUUCUGUUUUGUCUCUGUGAUUUUUCGGUUUAGUGGGAAGUGGAUCACUCUCAUGGGUGGGUUCGACGAUCAUGUUGCUAUUAUGGGAGACUGGAUGCCUCCGAGCCCUAGUCCAAGAGCCUUUUUCUCAUCAAUGAUCAGUGAUGACGUUGCAGCACGACCGACUGCUAACUCUGAGUGCGAAAAUAAAAGUGUUCCCCCGUUUCAAGGGCCUGAAGGACAUGAUCAGAAGGAUCAGAUUCAAGCUAGUGUAGGGGGUGAUGAACCAAGCAACUCAAAUGCUCCGGUUGAACCAAAAUUGAGCUCCCGAGCAGGUCUUGUGGAGAGGAUGGCAGCUAGGGCUGGAUUUAAUGCCCCACGGUUGAAUACAGAAAGCAUCAGGGCUGCUGACCUUUCUAAGAAACCAGAAGUUCUGUCUCCUUAUUUGACAAUUCCUCCUGGUCUUAGCCCAACAACUCUGCUAGAUUCUCCUGUUUUCCUCUCCAAUUCAUUGGUUUUGCCAUCUCCUACAACUGGAAAGUUUUUGUUUGCCCCAAGUGGAAACAACCAAAUCUCUUCAUUAAUGACCGGGAAUCCUGAUAAGGGCAAGGAGAAUACUUUUGAAGUUACGAACGCUUCAUCAUUUGCAUUCAAACCUGUUGCCGAAUCUGCUUCUUUCCCUUACUUUAAUGCAGCAAACAAAGUAAAUCCUUCUGGUUUCGCCCCACACUCAUUUUCUGGUGUUAGUUUCUCGGUUCAUCCCAAUACCAUGCCUCUGCAUCAAAGUACAGAGCCUGUGAAAGUCCACUCUGACAACAACAAUGCACUGUUUCAGCAAGCAAAUUUGUCUGAAUCACAUCUGGAAAACAAUAGAGGCAGCAAUCUUGUGCCAGAGCAGACAUAUAACCCUGUUGGUGAUGCAGAGCACUCUCCGCCUUUUGAUGAACCACAUGAGGAUGGAGAUCAAAGAAGCAGUGAAGAUCCCAAUGUUGGUGGCAGCCCAGCUGAAGAUGGUUAUAACUGGAGAAAAUAUGGGCAGAAACAUGUCAAAGGAAGUGAGUAUCCUCGGAGUUACUACAAGUGCACACAUCCAAAUUGUCCGGUCAAGAAAAAGGUGGAACGGUCUCAUGAAGGUCACAUUACAGAGAUAAUCUACAAGGGAGCCCAUAACCACCCGAAACCUCCACCCAAUCGCAGAUCAGCUCUCGGGUCCUCAAAUGCACUUGACGAUGUGCAGCUUGACUCCGAACAACCUGGAACCGGUCCGGAUGGCGGUCUCGUUUGGUCUGCUAUGCAACAAGGAAAUGUGGCAGGAGCCCCUACCCCCGCUCUGCCAGGCCAAGAAUACAACAAUGGAGCUAAUGCUACUUUGAGGACUCAAAGUGGCACCCAGUAUGAGUCAGCGGAUGGAGUGGAUAGGUCUUCUACUUUCUCAAAUGACGAGGAUGACGAUGAUCGUGCAACCCAUGGCAGUGUAUCUUUAGGUUAUGAUGGUGAAGGAGAUGAGUUGGAAUCCAAGAGAAGGAAACUUGAAACUUAUACUCCAGAGAUGAGUGGAAAUACCAGAGCCAUAAGGGAGCCAAGAGUUGUCGUCCAGACAACCAGUGAGGUGGACAUACUUGAUGAUGGAUAUCGUUGGCGCAAAUAUGGGCAGAAAGUUGUCAAAGGAAAUCCAAAUCCAAGGAGUUACUACAAGUGCACAAGUGCUGGCUGCAAUGUCCGUAAGCAUGUCGAGAGAGCUUCUCAUGACCUGAAGUCAGUGAUAACCACUUAUGAGGGUAAGCACAACCACGACGUACCUGCAGCCCGCAACAGUGGCCACUCCAACUCCGGGCUCCAAAACACACUUCCUAGCCGGCAAGCUCCUUCUGCUUCAAGUCACAUACACCGGCCCGAGCCUUCUCAAAUCCGCGGCAGUAUACCCCGGUAUGAAAGACCUUCGAUGGGCUCAUUCGGUAACCUGAGCAGGCCACAGCUGGGACCAGGUCCUGGCUAUGGGUUCGGAAUGAAUCAGCCUGGCUUCCCUGGUCUCGGCUUGGGACCUAACCAAGGCAAGUUACCAGUAAUGCCAGUUAAUCCAUAUUUAGGACAUCAACCUCGGCCUGUGAAUGACAUAGGAGGCUACAUGCUGCCCAAAGGAGAACCAAAAGUGGAGCCUGUAACAGAUACUGGUUUGAACUCCUCUAAUGGGGCCUCUGUUUAUCAGCAGCUUAUGAAUCGACUGCCGCUUGGACCACAGAUGUAAAUUUUUCGAAAUUUUACUAUAGAAAGUAGACAUGGAAUAUAUAUAUAUAUAUAUAGAAAACUAUAAUUAUGAGUAUUUUUACUGGGAUUGCUACUUCUCAAUUCAUUCUUUCUGGUAAUUCAAAUUUUAUUAGAUGUGUCA
Messenger RNA from Sesamum indicum (sesame), 2709 nucleotides. Its product is annotated as putative WRKY transcription factor 2. The record is from RefSeq and is a predicted model, not a curated record. NCBI's taxonomy places the organism in Eukaryota, Viridiplantae, Streptophyta, Magnoliopsida, Lamiales, Pedaliaceae. Gene Ontology annotation, molecular function: DNA-binding transcription factor activity; sequence-specific DNA binding. Gene Ontology annotation, biological process: regulation of DNA-templated transcription.